Salvia hispanica is the source of this 2470-nucleotide messenger RNA. Its product is annotated as phosphatidylinositol/phosphatidylcholine transfer protein SFH6-like. Lineage: Eukaryota; Viridiplantae; Streptophyta; Magnoliopsida; Lamiales; Lamiaceae. The record is from RefSeq and is a predicted model, not a curated record.
UUCUCAUCUCCUCCCCUAUCUCUGAAACCCCCCCUCCCUCUCUCUCGCUCUGUGCCUGCAUUAACUAUUUGCCGUUACGGGGUUUUACUGCAUUUAUUGCUGUGAGAUCAUCCUCGUGAAUCGUCUCAGUACUUUACCGAGGCUCUGUUUCGUUCUGAACUAACUGUUGGGUUUUCGAUCUGGGAAGAAUUUUAGGAUUUUUUUGGUUUCUUGAUCUGUAUUGCGCGUUUUUAGCUGAUUGGAGGUGGGAUUGUCAGUGCGUUUAUGUUUGGUUGAUUGAUCGGCAACAUUAUUCGGUCAUCAGGAAUUUGCUGUUGAUCGGGAGUGGCGAUGUCGGGACCCUUGGAUAGAUUUGCCAGGCCAUGCUUUGAGGGUUUUUCCGGUGGUGAGGAGAGAAGAGAAAGAAAGUCUGAUUUUGAUAUUUCUGAAGAUGAAAGGAGGACUAAAAUUGGUUCUUUGAAGAAGAAAGCACUUAAUGCAUCUUCAAAGUUCAAGCAUACUCUCAAGAAGAAGAGUAGUAGAAGAAAGAGUGACGGUCGAGUCAGUUCUGUCUCAAUUGAAGAUAUCCGGGAUGCCGAGCACCUGCAAGCUGUCGAGUCAUUUCGGCAAGCCCUAAUAUUAGAAGAGCUUCUACCAGAAAAGUUUGAUGAUUACCAUAUGAUGCUGAGGUUUUUGAAAGCAAGAAAAUUUGACAUCGAAAAAUCAAAGCUCAUGUGGGCUGAUAUGGUCCAGUGGAGGAAAGAAUUUGGUACUGACACAAUUAUCGAGGAUUUCGAGUUCCAAGAGUUCAAUGAGGUUAUGAAAUAUUACCCUCAUGGCUAUCAUGGAGUUGACAAAGAGGGGAGGCCGGUAUACAUCGAGAGACUAGGGAAAGUCGAACCAAACAAACUUAUGCAAGUUACUACCAUGGAUCGCUACAUAAGAUACCAUGUCAGAGAAUUUGAGAAAUGCUUUCAAGUUAAAUUUCCAGCUUGUACAAUUGCUGCUAAACGUCACAUUGAUUCAAGCACAACAAUCUUGGAUGUUCAUGGUGUGGGCUUGAAAAACUUCACAAAGAGUGCCAGGGAUCUCAUUAUGCGGCUCCAGAAGAUUGAUGGUGAUAAUUAUCCUGAAACUCUUCAUCAAAUGUUUAUAAUCAAUGCUGGUCCAGGCUUUAGGCUAUUGUGGAAUACUGUAAAGAACUUUAUAGAUCCCAAGACAACUACCAAGAUUCAUGUUCUUGGAUGUAAAUACCACAACAAGUUACUUGAGAUAAUUGAUGCCAGUGAACUACCAGAGUUUUUAGGAGGAACAUGUACAUGUGCUGAUGACGGUGGCUGCCUGUCUUCUGAUAAAGGACCCUGGAAGAAUCCAGAGAUUCUGAAGAUGGUGCUUAAUGGUGAAGCACGGCGUGCCAAGCAGAUUGUCAAAAUUAUCAACAGUGAUGGGAAGGUAGUAUACGCCAAGCCUCAUUACCCCAUGUUGAAAGGCAGUGAUACUUCAGCAGAAUCUGGUUCUGAAGCUGAAGAUAUUGCUUCUCCAAAAACCAAUAGAAGUUUUUCGCAACUUCGGUUGACUCCAGUUCGUGAGGAGGCUAAGACUGUGGGAACAACUAGCCAUUUUGGUAAUUUUUCUGGAUACGAUGAAUAUGUCCCAAUGGUUGACAAGGCUGUUGUUGACUCUGGCUGGAAGAAGCCGACAAACACUGAGAACUUCAAUGUUUCUGAAGGGCCAGCGCCAGCGCCUGAUUCACCCAAAGUACCUGCAGCAUUUAACGCUCGAGUUUUGGCAGCUCUUAUGACAUUCUAUAUGACCUUUUUCUUUUGUUUCCAUUCAAUUUCAUGCCAUAUCAAAAAGAAACUUCCCCAUGCAUUAAUGCAAGGUGAGCAAACCGCUCCAGAAAAUGAUUUUAGACCUGCAUCACCAACAUCAUCUCCCAGGGAUACCGAAAUCCUAUCUUCUGUGCUGAAGAGGCUGGGGGAGCUUGAAGAUAAGGUGAUUACUCUUCAGACAAAGCCAUCUGAGAUGCCACAUGAGAAAGAGGAACUGCUGAAUGCUGCUGUCUACCGUGUGGAUGCCCUAGAAGCUGAGUUGAUUGCAACCAAAAAGGCUCUGCACGAGGCUUUAAUGAAGCAAGAGGAGCUGCUUGCUUACAUAGAUAAUCAACAAUUCGCUAAGCACCAAAAGAAGAAAUUUUGCUGGUAAGCUGCACAUUCUACGUGGAGCUUGACGGUUGACGACAUCUCUGUCCAUUUUAAUGCUUACCGCCUAACCUUCCUCAUCAGAGAUGUAAACCGAGUUACCUAACCAACCAUCAUAGAGAUGUAACUGAAAUGUAAAUUUCCAGCGAUAAUUUUUUCCCAACAUACAUAUACUCACAUCUUUUUUCCCUUUCUGGAACAGUGGUUUUUUCCAUUUCAUAAAUUAUUUCUGCAUGUUACUGACACAUUUAAAAGAUAUUUUGAGGCAGAGUAAUCUUGACUCAACUUUA